This is a messenger RNA of Clonostachys solani, 744 nucleotides long. Lineage: Eukaryota; Fungi; Ascomycota; Sordariomycetes; Hypocreales; Bionectriaceae. The record is from the annotation of a GenBank genome assembly.
AUGCAGCUGUCACUCAUCACCCUUGCCUCCCUGGCGUCUGUCGCCAUUGCCUCCGCCUCUGUUGAGGAGCGUGACUUCUGGCCUGCUCACAUUCCCCUUGCCAAGCGUGCCGUAAGUGGUGCUGAGUACCAGUGCCACGCCAACUGCGGUUACACCAUCCUCAAUGCCCAGCAGAGCGGCUACUGUGACGACUCCCAAUGGAAGACCUACUACCAGGGAUGUAUGGAGUGCGCCUACACCUACAAUCUCUGGCCCGACUAUGGUGAUGGUGUUACCUCCGCCGCUAAGAGCUGUGGCUUGACUGUUUCGCCCAGCCCAUCUAGCGGCUCCUCGGCAGCUUCCUCUACGGCCUCUGCUCAGAGCUCCGCUGCUCAGACAAGUGCCGCCCAGACCAGUGCAGCUCAGACCAGCGCAGUUCAGACCAGCGCAGUUCAGACCAGUGCUGCCCAGACCAGUGCCGCCCAGACCAGUGCUACCCAAUCUAGUGUCCGAUCUUCUGCUGUUCAGUCUAGCUCUCUGGCUGCCUCUGCCUCAUCUGCCGCUGCUAGCUCUUCUGGCUCUGUCUCACAUGCCACCACACCUGCAGCCUCUGCUACGACUCUGGUUAGCACCACUCCCAGCCUUACUCUCGGCAGCAACUCGACCACCUCUUCCACCUCAGUUCCCACCGCUGGUGCCGCCAAGAACUUUGGCUCAAUCUUGGUUGCGGGUGCCGCGGUCUUCGCUGCUGUGAACAUGAUGUAA